AUGGCGGACAGACCAGUGGCCAUCGCAGAGAAGCGACUGAUGGAUGUGAAGCUGGGAGAACUCGGAACCUGGAUUGGAGGUCGAGACUUCACUCCAAAUGGACUUAUUGCGUCCCUUCGCAAAGGCCAUGACAGAUACUACAAUAAGUACAUCAAUGUAAAGAAAGGAGGUAUUGGGGGGGUGGCCAUGCUCCUUGUUGGAUACGUAGCACUCAGCUAUAUGUGGGAAUACGACCACAUCAAACACGAUCGCUGGAGGAAGUACCAUUGA
Molecule: messenger RNA, 270 nt
Organism: Knipowitschia caucasica
Lineage: Eukaryota; Metazoa; Chordata; Actinopteri; Gobiiformes; Gobiidae
Source: the annotation of a GenBank genome assembly